UCUACACUUUUACUCGAACGCACUUGUUUAUCCGUAACUGAGUGAAAGCCAAGCACUUACAAAUAAUUUCCUUUAAAAUAAUUGCAUCUUAAACAAUCUUCAUCCACACAAAUUUCGAUCCUGCUUAACUGUUUCAUAUUCUACUACAACAUUAAAAAACAUGGCUAACACUGCCCAAUUGAGGAAACUGAUUGCAGAAAUUCUGGAAACUGCUGAUCUCAACUCCAUCACUGCAAAGAAAGUACGACAAGAAUUGGAAACCAAACUUGACGAAGAUUUAUCUGAAAAGAAAAAAGAAAUUGACAACUUGGUCUUGGAAAUUUUGGAAGAUAAGCAAAACGGCGCAGGAGACGACAAGGGGUCAAAGCGUAAAACAAAAGAUGAAUCUGAAUCUGAGGAGGAAGAUACUCCCAAGAAAAAGAGGGGGAAGAAGGCAUCUGAUGAUGAUGAUGAUUCUGAGGAAGAACCCAAGAAGAAGAAGAAGCCUGCUGCAAAGGGGAAGGGAGGAUACGUUAAGAAGUGUAGAUUGAGUCCCGAGUUGGCUAAGGUCAUGGGGGAAGAGAACAUGGCUCGUCACGAAGUGGUCAAGAAAAUGUGGGGCAUCAUUAAGGAGAAGCAGUUGUAUGAUCCAAAAAACAAACAGUUUGCUAUUUGCAAUGCGGAUCUGCUUGCCGUUUUUGGAGUGAAACGGUUCAGAACUUUUGGGAUGAUGAAGUACUUGAAGACCCAUUUCUUGGACUGAAUUGAAAUUCAAGUAAUUGAUCCAAGUCAAAGAACUGACUCAAAGUUUUUUCUAACAGUCUCAUCUAAUGUUUUACUAGUUGACGAUUGAUGGUUAUUUUCGUUUAUAGUGUACGAAGGUACCUUAUCUAUACUAAAUCCUGCUAUACUGUGUGUUUAAUUUGUUGGUAUCGUGGUUAAGUUUCUUGUUUUUUGUCUUUUACUAUAUAUAUAAUAAAUUUUUCUUAGGUUUAAUUAAACGACACAAAGUGUCUAAACUCAAUUUUAUAUAUUAAAUAUCCCAUAAUAGAUAGAUAACCUUGUAUUAGGGCCCCGUUUAUUAUUAUCACAAGACUUGAAAUUAAUUGAAGUUUUUGUGUUGGUAGCUUAUUGCAAUAAAUUAUGCCACAGUCGAUUAAAUUAAAAA
Folsomia candida is the source of this 1147-nucleotide messenger RNA. RefSeq names its product upstream activation factor subunit spp27. Gene Ontology annotation, cellular component: nucleus. The transcript is spliced from 9 exons. The record is from RefSeq and is a predicted model, not a curated record. Lineage: Eukaryota; Metazoa; Arthropoda; Collembola; Entomobryomorpha; Isotomidae. The coding region runs from base 161 to 742 and encodes 193 amino acids.